AGCAUUUUUAUACGUGAGAUCUAUGAGUAGAGCGUCAAGCGGAUCCCAGAAGACUGGUCGUACGAAAAAACAUCUCCAUUCUUCCAAGUUGUGACGGUCACCGUGAGCAACGUCCUCCACAGAAUGGCGUCUGAAGAGCUUGCCAAGAAGCUACAGUCACGACUCGCCGCCUCGGAAGAGACCGAGCCGAGGCCAGAGCUCGAGGAGAACCUCGUCCCGGCCAAAUACCAAGAAUCGGAGGCGGCUUGCGGCGAUACUUCAACCGAGCUUUCCGCUAAACUCAAUCGACGGCUGGACAUCAACGAAGGCAACGCGCCCCCUCGGGCUAGUCGCGUUUUCAACCCCUACACUGAAUUUAAGGAGUUCUCCCGAAAGCAGAUUAAGGAUAUGGAGGUGAUGUUUAAAAGGUAUGACACUGGUAAAGAUGGCUUCAUUGACCUGAUGGAGCUGAAGUUGAUGAUGGAGAAACUGGGGGCUCCACAGACACACUUAGGCCUAAAGAACAUGAUCAAAGAAGUGGAUGAGGACUUUGAUGGAAAGCUGAGCUAUCGAGAGUUCUUGUUGAUCUUCCGAAGAGCAGCAGCAGGGGAGCUUCAAGAAGAGAGUGGUCUUAUGGCACUAGCCAGACUUUCUGAAAUCAACGUCUCCACUGAGGGAGUGAGUGGGGCCAAAGACUUCUUUGAAGCUAAGAUGCAGGCGCUGUCGGUGAGCAGCAAGUUCGAGGCCGAGAUCCGAGAAGAGAAGGAAGAACGCAAGAAACAGGAAGUGGAGAAAAAGGAGAGGCAAGCCGCCUUCAAACAGCUUCAGUCGGCGUUCUGCUCAUGACGAUCUAAAGGAAGCACACGGCAAUCCUGAAAAUGCACAUUCAUCGUUAGACAGAUUUCAAACUACAUUCACAUAUCUUACGUUCUUCAAGCUCCGAAUUUGGCACUUUAUAACAAAGUUAGUGAAACAUGCAAUUCAAAUAUUUUAGCAACUAGAUAAGAUUAACUGUUUAAUGAUAACGGAAAAGUAAAUGCACUUCAUCAGAUAAGAAAACAAAUAGGGACCAGUCCAAAUGUGUGUGUGGGUCUGUGUUUGUGCGUGCUCCAUUUUAGUGGAUUUACACCCAGUAGUCCAAAUAUUAAUUUUAGUAUUUGAUAAACACUGUACAUGUUGUCUUGCAUUCCUUCAUUGACUUCAAACUUAUUGUCUAAUGCAUGUGAUGUUUCAGUAUUGUCAUGUUGUUUCACUCCGCUUUUUUUUUUUUUUUUAAGAAAAUGUGUUUAUUCAAAAGUGACAUGCAGUGUACGUGUGUUUGCGUGACCUAAUAUAUUUUAAAAAUUUAAUUGCAUGACAAUAAUUGCUCACGGGGGGGGAAAAAAGAAGCCUCAUGCAAUGUUGGCGCAUGACUGAGUCUCAAAUCUUUCCUAAAAUUAUGGCCUCAGCCAUUUUUUUCCCCCCUCGGUGGUUUCAAAUCAUCUGUUGAUGGUUGCCACCUCUGCUAUAACAGUAAAACAGAUUAUGCAAUUUUUCACCUGAAAUGAAAUGAAUAAAUAUGACAUUCACUGUUUAGUUCGGUUUUUCAAAUCUGUUGAACUGGUGAAAGGCAUUUCUUGUUUGUUCUGUACACUGUGAAAUCCACCUUCAUCACAUUUUUUUUUUUUUUUUUUUGUAAUUGUAACAAGACAUGACAGAACUCACUGUGUCAAUGUUUUUGCAAGCGCAAUCUGGAGGGAGGUGUCCUCACUUGGUAUACAGAACUGGAAACACAGGGAAGCUCUUCAAAAUGCAGCUCAAGAUUUUUUUUUACGCAACAGUUCAUCCAUUUAUACACAGUGUCUGGUAUAACAUUUCAAUGGUUCCUGCCAAGUUGGCAUUCAUCAAGGGAUCGCGAUCAAUUCAGAGUUCCAAGUUUUUUUUUUUUUUUUACCCACCCUUGCUAAUGGAACUUUUUUUAACUUCCAAUUAUUUUGCAUAUUAAGAUUAGUGCAUUGUGUCAAUUUAUUCAGCACGCAUAGCUAUUUUAGGCUACCAGUAUACUUGUAUGAGAACCACUGAUCAAAAUGUAGAUUGUACCGAAGUAUAUUUUUUCAUGAAAUUGCGUCAUAUCUUUCCCCUACAUUCAAUUUCUUCAUUUGUAAUCAUUCUCUUGGCUACUCUGCUUCCAGUAUGUUAAUAUGGAUGCUGAUUUUUUUUUUUUUUUUAAUGUUUGGCCCAAUCAGAUUUUAACCUCUAUGUGCUGCCGGCUGUAACAUAAACUGUAUCUGCAAUGGGACAUUUUUGUUCUCCAGCUCAGUGGUCCCCAACCACCGGGCCGCGGACUGCUACCGGGCCGCAGAGAAAUAAUUUAUUAACGACUGCAAUCUGGCCUGUGGCUCUUGACACGUCAAUAUCCGUGUCUACUCUAUAGACUAAUCAGAGUUAAGAUUUGUAUAGGUUGCCAUCAAGUGGUUGGCUGCAGUUUUUGGGGUGUUUGCACACCUAUAGCAGCCCAGCGCUAGUUAAUGUAAACAGUAACUUUAGCUGCUGUUGGCUGUGGGCGGCGACAUCUUUGGACAGCUUUUUUUAUGGAGAAAAGGCCACCUGAGCCAGAACCCUACUACCAGUCCAUUCCCGCAUAAUAUGUGACUAAAAGCUAGCAAACGAGGCAAGAAAAGCGAAUGCACUGAAAGCAUCAUAGCUCAUGGCGAACCGUAUUGCUAAAGCUAAAAAAACCUUACACGAUUGAAGAAGAACUCAUUAUGCUUGCGACCACGGAUAUUUGCCGUUUGUCAUUUUCUGCCAUACAUUUUCUGCCGGUCCGUGAAAAUAAGGCCCAUAUUACACCGGUCCGUGGUGCAAAAAAAGGUUUGGGACCACUGCUCUUGCUGAGUGUCGAUAACGUUAAACUUUUGUGUUCUCUAAUUGCUUGGUCAGAACAUUACAUUUUAAAAUAAGUCUACAAGACGUUUGAAAUUUUUUGAAACCCUCAAUUUGCUGACCGAGGAGAAAUUUUAUUAUAGGCUGAUAUUUUGUCCAUCAGAAACUAUCUGUAAAUGCCAAACUGAAUCUGAAUUACUUCACUAAGAAUGACUAAGAUUAUUUUAAACGAUUAAUUGGAUGAAUCACUUUUUUAAAUUACCUUCACAAUUUAACUGGAAAUAGUUUUAGGCAUGUGGUAAGUAACAAGACAGAAUGGAUGACCAUUCAAAAAUAUUUUAUUAAAGCGUCCUAAUUUAACUGUAGUCUACAACUGUACUGUUUAAAGUACACAAAAUGUGUUAAGUAUUUAAGGUUCUGCGUAGAGAACAUAAAAUUUCUCGGUACACAAAUAAGACAAAGUCCUUGACAUUUUUUAUCUUGUGGGCAAAGUGCAGAUCUAAAUUGUGUCAAUGACUCAUUUAUUUUCUUUAAACCAAACAAAAUCGAAUGAGGAGGAGGCAGACUGUAAUGAAUCGGUUUUCCUUAUCAAACAGUUGUUCAUAAAUACAAUCCAAUUUCAAAGCACUCUCUCGUAUGACAAUUUACAGUUUGAAUGGGAGCUUGUGUUGAAAUGAGACUCGAAGCCAGGGGUCCCCAAACCUUUUCCUGUGAGGGCCACAUAACUUUUCCCUUCUCUGAUGAGGGGCCGGGUCAGUUUGUAACAGAAAAAGUGUGACAAUUGCAGGAGUGCCUUAAAUGUAAAAAUGUAUUGUUUUUCAGAAAGCCACAAUCAAAUAACCCUUUCUGGAUUCUUCACGGAACAAAAGUAAAUAAUAAAAAAAAAUAAUAAUAAUAAUGUAAUGUAAUAUAAUAAUAAAUUAUAACACUAUUAAUUAAUUAGAUAAUAACCCAAAAACCCUCUCUGGGUUCUACACAGAAAAAAGCCAGAAAAUAAAUAACACUCUUGGGGGGGGAAUGUUCAGGGGGCCGGAUCAAAUGUGGAGCAUGCCGUAGUUUGGGGACCCCUGCUCUAAGCUGUUAUAUGAAUGGGCAUAGACUUUAUAAUAUAGUCACGGGGCGCGGGGCCGAUAAAUAGGGGGCCUGCAUUGUUGGCGAGGCCGUCAAAGCUGACCGAGUGGAAUCACAAAGAGCUUUUUUCGUUGAAAAUUUUAAUGAAUUAAAUGGUUAAAUCCCUGAAUUCUUUAUCGAGAUAUGGACGUAAAGCAGUCUUGAUUCUUGGUUAAAAGCAAAAAAGAACGAAAUGUGCAGUCAGCAUUUAUUUUACUUCAAUAUGUCGAAAUACAAUGCUAGUCUGAUAGUAAAUGUGGCUAGCGGGCGCAUUAUGUAAACAGCUUUUUUGGUGAAAAUUAUUGUGAAUAAAUGCUUAAAUCCCCGAAUUCUUUAUAAAUAUGGAUGUAAAACAGUCUUGAUUCUUUGUUAAAAGCAAAAAAAAAAAAAAACGUUUUACGGAAAAAUUGCGAACUAUGAUGCAAUUGCAGUAGCGGCUAAUUUAUUCCAUUGAUUUUUUUUCACAACGUUUCAAAAUGCAUAAAUGGUUCAAAAAAUAUAAUAAUUACCUUGAAUCUUCGAACAAAUCACUCCUGAGAAACCCUUCCUGUUUGUAUGCCCUACAGCUUUCAUUUUCAACAGAAAUCCGGCGUUAGAUCGCUACGUCAGUGUGUUUGUGAAUAGCUCCUCUUGAUGUGGGCAGCCCCCUACUUGAAGGCGAGGCGCAGUGCAUGACCGAUCUGACCCAUCAAUACCAUUAUUAAGUCUAUGGAAUGGGUUUAUGUGUGUGGUUUCUUUAUAAAAAGUUUUGAAACAACUUUACUAUCUAACAAUAACUCAAGUGCUGAUACACUUCUCCAUAACUCAAUACAAACUGACACUUAAGACACUGAUUAGUCUCAUCGCUAACUACCUUAGCGCUCUGUGCCAAAUAGUAAUAUUGCAUCAACAAAGAAUACAAACAAUAUAAUGGCGUACCGCAAGCAACACGUCACUUUUGAUCAUUAAUAUUCAUGACGUUAGCAAUUGUGGCUAAGCGGGUUAACCUCCCGUUUGUCCCUAAUAGUAAAUGCAUGGAAAUAGUGUACGAACGAGAUGUUUACUGAGCUAAACCUACUAAUUCUGUCAGAAAAUGAUGAUGAAAAAACAUACAAAUGUUCAGUUAAAGAGAUGGCUUGAGUGUCGAGGACUGAAAAAAGAGCCGACAUGAACCAGAGUUAGCUUUUUUAUUGACAUCUUUUUCUUGUGUGCAUUGCCUUAUACCACUGAUGAUGUCAUUCUCCUGUUUCAACAAUAUAUCCUUUACCACCAUAUGCCCUUCCUUUCUUAUGUACUAUAUCCUCUGUCUUAUGUCUCUGACCGUUCUUUUGGGCAAUUUACAUUGCUAUUUUUAUGUAGAGACCUCAAAUGCUACUCGUUGACAGCCAGCGAACACUUUAAAUUUUUUUCAUUAAUAACUAAUUUUAAUUCUAUAAUUUAUUUACACUUCCCCCUUACAAAAAUUAUUUUUUUUACAACAGAAAAGGUAACAGUGGCAGUAGAUACCAUUUUUAAAUUUUUCAGGUCAUUCAUUGUCAGACAAGCAGCACGGCAAAACGCCACACUAAUAAGUAAAAAAUAUCAAAAUGGCUUACCUCUUCUUCCUCUGAAUGACUAUGGCCCCCCAAAAAUGUGUAAUGCAUAUGUAAUGUGAAUGGCUUCACCUUGCUGGCAUUAAACUGGUCUUUUGAACGUCUGCGCAAGUUGAUCCAUUCUUCAAAAUUUUUCCUCCGAGUUUUUAGGUUUCGGGAAACGUAUGAAGAAACAUCAUAUGUCGUAAUGUCUAGAGUCGUUCCUACAAGUUCCAUAGCAGCAGUGUUUAAUCGUCAUGUUCUUUUUUGAAUGAUUAACAGAGAAAACAAGCCGAAAUGACAUGGAUUGUAUUCGAGGGCGUGUCUAUAAUGGCCCACUUCCGCGAUACAAUGGCGACGUCCCGGUCUAAAAAUGGCAUUUGUGCGGUAUGCUGUUGGAUUCAUUUACUUACCUCUGACGGAGGCACACUGGAUCUAACACCACAGGAAACCCCCGACACUUUGUAAAGUUAUUCAUUUAGCAACCCAACCUGAGUGUAGCAGUGAACUCUCUCUCUCUCGCAUGCUCUAAUCACAGCCUCAUAUUACAUAAAGACCCAAACGGGACUGCUAUUAGGCGCUGGGAAAAAAAUCGAUUAUCAAAUUCGUUGGCAGCUAAUUUAUUAAUCGAUUUGUUGUUGCAGCCUAACGUUCACUUGAAUCUGAAUAAUGUGGUUUGAACUGUAAUUUUGCAAACAAUGUGAGAAAGUAAAAUUGAAACCUAUAAAUAAAGUAAUUCGGAUUCAGUAUGGCAUUGUCAGAUUCAGUGUCUGAUGGCAAAAAUAUCAGCCCAUAUUGAAUGGGUUUCGGGAAUACAAUCACUUAAAAAUCCAAUGAAUUAGGGGAUUUAUUAAGAACAGCUAUUCAUAGUGAGGAAAGGUAAUGGCAUGUUUUUGUUUUUGAUCGUUUCUAUACUGUAACUGUGAUAAUGGUUUUAUCAGGAAGGUCGGAUGAUUUGCAUGCAGUAAAGGUUUUCUUGUUGUGUGUCUGACGUCACAAGGUUUUUGUAAAUUGUCCGGUCUUGUUUUGGCUUCCAAAAUAAGGGCAAAUUAACAUCCCAGUGAAAUUGGAUGCAAUUGAAUGAAUGUGUAGCAAUACUUGCUGCUGAUGCAGUAGUAAGCAAGUUUUUUUAUCCCUUUAAGUUCUCAAACGCGGAUCUUGUGUUAAUCUGUUAUCACAUCUGACAAAGUUCACAAUGGUGUGCUCAUUUCAUAAAUAGGCAGCUCAUAAAAAUAGAUCUACUUGGUUGUAUUUUUAUUUCUUGCAGACACUUUAGAGUGAAUCUUUUGUAAGCAAUUAUUUCCCCCAUUUUAGAACAAGUGGUUUUCUCUUGUGUUACUACACAUAUAAUUUACACAUUCCUAAUUGUGCCAUAGAUUGAAGUGUAGCCUCAUACACUUGCGUUUUGUUUCUUCCUGUGCAGAUUAGACAUAGAGAAUAAUUCAAUCAAAAUAAAUUGUUAACCAAUCAUCCUGCAAUGUGUUGAUGUACUUUGCUCUUUACUCCUCACCCCCACACUUACUCCACCUUCCUCCUGUCGUUACCUAAAUGACAAGUACUUUAACUCAUUGGCUCCCAUUGACGAUGAUGGACAAGAAACACAUCGGUUGUAAAAAAUAAAUGGUAAUUACAUUGGUAUGAAAGAGUAUAUAAACCUUUUGGAAUUACAUUUCUGCAUAAAAUAACCAUCAAAUGUGAUCUGAUCUUUGUCAAAAUCACACAGAUGAAAAAAGUCUGCUUUAACUAAAACCACCCAAACAUAUAUCGGUUUUCAUAUUUUAAUGAGGGCAGUAUGAAAACGAUGACAGAAGGGGAAAAAGUAAGUGAACCAUCACAUUUAAUAUUUUGUGCCCCCCCUUGGCAGCAAUAACUUCAACCAGACGCUUCCUGUAGCUGCAAAUCAGUCGGGCACAUCGAUCAGGACUAAUUUUGGCCCAUUCUUCUCUACAAAACUGCUAUAGUUCAGUCAGAUUCCUGGAAUGUCUGGCAUGAAUCGCUGUCUUUAGGUCAUGCCACAGCAUCUCAAUGGGGUUCAAGUCUGGACUUUGACUUGGCCACUACAGAAUGUGUAUUUUGUUCUUCUAAAACCAUUCUGAAGUUCAUUUACUUCUCUGUUUUGGAUCAUUGUCUUGUUGCAGCCUCCAUCCUCGUUUUAGCUUCAACUGUCUGACAGACGGCCUCAGGUUUUCCUGCAAAACAUCCUGAUAAACUUUUGAAUUCAUUCUUCUGUUAAUGAUUACAAAUUGUCCAGGCAUUGAGGUAGCAAAACAGCCCCAAAUCAAGAUGCUCCCUCCACCAUGCUUAAUGGUGGGGAUGAGGUGUUGAUGUUGGUCAGGUGUUCCAUUUUUCCUCCACAUAUGACAUUGUGUGUUACUCCCAAACAAUUAAACUUUGGUUUCAUCAGUGGACAAAAUAUUUUGCCAAAACUUCUGUGGAGUGUCCAAGUGCCUUUUUGCGAACAUUAAACGAGCAACAAUGUUUUUUGUUGUUGUUGUUGUUGAUAGCAUUGGCUUCCUCUGUGGAGUCCUCCCAUGAACACCAUUCUUGGCCUUAGUUUUACAUAUAGUUGAUGUGUGCAGAGAUAUUGGACUGUGCCAGUCAUUUCUGUAAGUCUUUAGCAGACAGUCUAGGGUUCUUUUUUACCUCUGAAUAUGCUGCGUUGAACUCUUUGCGUCAUCUUUGGUGGACGGCCACUCCUUUGGGAGAGAAGCAACGGUGCCAAACUCUCUCCAUUUGUAGGCAACUUCUGUGACUGUCGAUUGAUGAACAGCCACUUUUAGAGAUGGUUUUAUAUCCUUUCCCAGCUUUAUAAAAAAAUAACACAACUUGAUCGCAGGACUUCAGACAGCUCUUUUGACCGAGCCAUGAUGCACAUCAGACAAUGCUUCUCAUCAUGACGUUUCUUACCAGGUGUUUGUUUUAUAGUGGGCAGGCCAGCUUAAAACCAAUUAUCAGUUAAAAAAAAAAAAAAUGUUUUCAAUUGCUCUUUAAAUCUCCUUAGGCAGAGGGUUCACUUAUUUUUUUGUCAUUGUUUGCAUACUAUCCUCAUUAAAAUAUGAAAACCUAUAAAUGUUAGGGUUAUUUUAGUUAGAGCAGACACUGUAUUUUCAUCUGUGUGAUUUUGACGAAGAUCAGAUCCCAUUUGAUGGUGAUUUUAUGCAGAAAUGUGAGGAAUUUCAUAAGAUUCCGAUACUUUUUCACAUCACUGCACAUUGACCUCAUGGUAAUUUUGCAACCUCUUACAACAGGAAACCUAUCAGCAACCUUCGUGCUGUUGCAACUACUUUGCUAUUUCACCAUCAAUGCCACUGAAACAUCUUUCAAAUGCCAACCAUCCCUGCUCAGAUGGAUUCCACGUCAUUGGCGGAGAAUGAGCUCAUAUCAAUCAGAAUACUUGUCGAGUAUCAUUAUAGCAGUCAUAUUAAGCAGUAAAGAUGUCAAGAAAAAAGGGGGAGCGCUCUGUAUUGCCGCAUUAUUCAAUCGUUAGUCACAUUGCGAUUUAUGACAAAAGCAGCCAAGUAUACGACACGACAGCAGCAAUUAUCUAAAGGUGAAAAGGUCACAAAUCCGAGAGGGCUUAAGAUAUUUGAAUGGCCCAUAUUAUCUGUCUGGUAAAUAGUUGCAUGUUGUACUUGUAUCGCAGAGACUACUGUGUGUAUCACUUAUCCUGUUGAGUACGUUGUUGCUGUUAAAAAAAGAACAUGUAUUUUUGUCAUAGAUAAAAAUGGUAUAUAUUGUUUUAGCAGAGACUUAUAAGUUACCAAACAUAAAAAUGAUGAGAAAAAUAUAUUUUUGCGCACCGGAAUAUAUGUUCUGUGAUCUCACUUCCUGCUUAGAAAAUCAACGGAAAAAAAUUAAUAAAUAAAAGAUGAAAAGCAAUGAUA
Corythoichthys intestinalis (scribbled pipefish) is the source of this 9385-nucleotide messenger RNA. It is a transcript of the gene efhd1, whose product is annotated as EF-hand domain family, member D1. The transcript is spliced from 4 exons. NCBI's taxonomy places the organism in Eukaryota, Metazoa, Chordata, Actinopteri, Syngnathiformes, Syngnathidae. Gene Ontology annotation, molecular function: calcium ion binding. The coding region runs from base 124 to 825 and encodes 233 amino acids. The record is from RefSeq and is a predicted model, not a curated record.